Molecule: messenger RNA, 960 nt
Organism: Westerdykella ornata
Lineage: Eukaryota; Fungi; Ascomycota; Dothideomycetes; Pleosporales; Sporormiaceae
Exons: 1
Coding region: 1-960 (319 amino acids)
Source: RefSeq, a predicted model, not a curated record
AUGUACAUCACCAGAGAUAGCACAAGCGAUCAACUUCCAGAGCCAGCGCAACAGCCGUUCCGAGGAAUAUACGAUGGAGUCCACGAUAUGUACGGCCCAGGCGCAUUCGUCGCAUGGAUCAUAACCGGAUACUGUGUCGCAGCACAAUACUUCUCGCCCAUGGAGGGCCCGCUGUACUGGAAUAUCGACAAAGACCUUGCCAUUUUCCUCCUUUAUCCCGUCGUCGCCGCUGGCCAGCUGAUAUACAAGUCGAGCCGGUACUCCGGACCUCGGACUGACUUCUGCGCCUCUACAUACUCCCAGGGUCCUUCGAAGCCCGGCGUAGCGGCCAUAUGGGCAUGCACGAAUGUGUGCCUCACGGCCACCUCCAUGAACGCCUGUCUCCUUGUUCUUUUGCGCAAGUCACGAAUCCGUUUCAUCUGCGUCCUCGCCGCGUAUCUCUGGCUCCUAGCCAGUCUUCUGUACGCAUGGAGACCAUGUCUCAGCUUCAAGGACAUGGUCUGCUGGUCUAUAUUGAUCAUGGCCUGGCCCCUUCUGUCCGCAUUGGGCCCUGCUGCUCUGCCACUCGCCGUCUUCAUCUUACCGUACGGGAUACGGGACACUUGGUACUUUGUGUCCAAUCACCACUUCUCCGGACUAGAUCAUCUGAACUAUAAGGAUUAUGUUACGGUCUUCGUUCUCGCGCUGCUCGGAAUCUGCGGACCUCUUUUCGGAGCUCUUUUCAUGGCGUUUUUGGGCGUGGGCGCACUGGGCUGCCUGCUCCUGAUGAUUCCGCAGACGAACCACAAGAUCGACGACUUUGGACAGAUCAUGACGCUCAUGGCUGCCGUUGUGAAUGCCGUCUUUGUGGUGCGGACUCUUUUCAAGGAAUAUGGGAGAGUGUGGUUGGGGUACUUGCUGGAGCGGGAGCGCUACUGGACCGAGAGCAGAGUACAGGCGGAUCGGAUAGAGAGACCGUGA